This is a messenger RNA of Sebastes umbrosus (honeycomb rockfish), 2096 nucleotides long. RefSeq names its product sodium- and chloride-dependent GABA transporter 2-like. The transcript has 12 exons. The coding region runs from base 11 to 1543 and encodes 510 amino acids. Gene Ontology annotation, cellular component: membrane. NCBI's taxonomy places the organism in Eukaryota, Metazoa, Chordata, Actinopteri, Perciformes, Sebastidae. Gene Ontology annotation, biological process: sodium ion transmembrane transport. The record is from RefSeq and is a predicted model, not a curated record.
UGUAGCACAGAUGUGCAUUGUUGUAUACUUUGUAAAUUCAGGUGCAUUCCUGGUGCCAUAUCUGGUAUUUGUGGUGACCUGUGGCGUACCCCUGUUCCUGCUGGAGACGACUGUAGGCCAGUACACCCAGGAGGGCGGCAUCACCUGCUGGAGGACGCUAUGCCCACUGGCCGAAGGUAUUGGCUAUGGUGGGCAGCUGAUCCUCCUCUACUCCUGUAUGACCUACAUCAUUAUUCUGUCCUGGGCUCUGUUCUACCUGGUGUUCUCCUUCAGCUCACAGCUCCCCUGGGCCAGCUGCAACAACUACUGGAACACAGAUGACUGCGUAGACUUUUCAACACGAAAUAAAACUUCUGAAUGGACCAACCAGACGAACACAACCUCUGCUGCCACAGAGUUCUGGGAACGACGAGUGCUGGCUAUCUCAGGGGGGAUUGAGGAGAUAGGCAGCAUCAGGUGGGAGUUGCUGUUGUGCCUAAUUACAAUGUGGAUCAUCUGCUACUUUUGCAUCUGGAAAGGGGUCAGGUCUACAGGAAAGGUGGUGUAUUUCACUGCUACCUUUCCCUAUGCAAUGUUGGUAAUUCUUUUGAUCCGUGGACUCUCACUUCCUGGUGCUCUACAAGGAAUACAGUUUUAUCUUCUGCCUGAACCCUCACGACUCAAAGACCCCCAGGUUUGGUUGGAGGCUGGGGCUCAGAUCUUCUUCUCAUUCAGUGUGGGUGUGGGCUCUUUAACUGUGCUCGGCAGCUACAACACCUACAACAAUAACUGCUAUAAGGACUGUCUGUGGCUGUGUUUGCUAAACAGUGGUACCAGUGUGGUAGCUGGCUUUGCAGUCUUCUCUGUGCUGGGAUUCAUGUCUCAUGAGCAGGGCGUUCCUAUUGCAGAAGUGGCCGAGUCAGGUCCAGGUUUGGCGUUCAUUGCGUACCCUCAGGCUGUAGCCAUGAUGCCUCUUCCCCAACUGUGGUCCAUCUGUUUCUUUGUCAUGCUCAUUCUCUUGGGUCUGGACACACAAUUUGUUUGCAUGGAGGUUGUGAUGACAUCCAUCAUAGAUAUGUUCCCCAAAGUAAUGCGCAGGGCAGGCCAGCGGGAACGUUUCCUCCUCCUCUUCUGCCUCACAUGCUUCUUCGCUCAGCUCGUCAUGAUCACUGAGGGAGGAAUGUAUGUGUUCCAGAUGUUUGACUACUACGCUUGUAACGGAGGCUGCAUCCUCUUCCUCUGUGUGUUUGAAACUCUGGCACUGGGAUGGAUAUUUGGGGCAGAUCGGUUGUAUGGCAUCAUUAAGGACAUGACAGGUGUGCACGCCAACCCGUUCUUUAAAAUCUGCUGGCUCUACCUCACACCGGCGGUCUCAAUGGGCUCUUUUAUAUGUUCUUUAGUUAAGUACCAACCUUUGACCUUUAAUCGCUGGUAUGUAUACCCAGCCUGGGCGUACGUGUUGGGCUGGGUACUGGCCCUUUCCUCCAUCCUACUUGUACCGGGAUGGGCGCUGUAUAAACUGGGAACUGGGACUGGGGACCUCAGUCAGGUGGGACAACUGUGAAAUUAAUUGUGAUAAUUAAUUCAAGAAUGACAUGGUGUUGAAUAAUGAAUACAUUGAGUAUGUGCCAAUAACAAGCAAAAGAGCAAUGUAUGUCUGUAGUUAAACAGAUUUUAUCACCACACCCACUCUAAAACGCUUCAAGAAGCUCAAGCUUCCUAUAAAAUGUCCGAAAAGAUUCUACAGAUAAAUUACGUUUGACAUCUACGAGUUGUAGUUUUUAGGAUUAUUAUUAUUAUUAUUAUGAGGAUGUUGUAGUGAGGAUCUUUAAAAGUGUGAAAUGUUUAGGUUUAUUAAUCAAUAUAUACAGUACAUAAUGUUGAUUUCCAGAGUACAAACUAUAUUCUGAAGGAUCUAACAGCCAGCAGCCAACACAUACUAUGCAACCACCUCAAAACAACGUGAUAGUUAUUGUUUUACAUAUUUGCUUCAAGUUAUUGGUGAUUAUUUCUCUCAAUUUCUUAGCGUUUUCAUCAUCUGUGCCGACCCGACCCUGACUGCUCACUGACCCAAAAGAGAGAAACUGAGCUGCAGCACAUCGGAGGGGAAGAUCUGC